Molecule: messenger RNA, 595 nt
Organism: Orycteropus afer afer
Lineage: Eukaryota; Metazoa; Chordata; Mammalia; Tubulidentata; Orycteropodidae
Gene: GEMIN6
Product: gem nuclear organelle associated protein 6
Biological process (GO): spliceosomal complex assembly; spliceosomal snRNP assembly
Cellular component (GO): SMN complex; nucleus
Source: RefSeq, a predicted model, not a curated record
UAAAUCUAGCCAGCUGGCAAUCAUGAAUGAAUGGAUGAAGAAAACUCCCUUAGAAUGGCAAGAUUAUAUUUACAAAGAAGUUAGAGUGACAGCUAGUGAGAAGAAGGAGUACAAAGGAUGGGUUUUAACCACAGAUCCAGUCUCUGCCAGUAUUGUCCUUGUGAACUUCCUUGAAGAUGGCAGCAUGUCUGUUACUGGAGUUAUGGGACAUGCUGUACAGACUGUUGAAACUGUGAGCGAUGGGGACCGUAGAGUGAGAGAGAAGCUGAUGCAUUUGUUCAUGUCUGGAGACUGCCAAGCAUACUCUCCUGAGGAUCUGGAAAAGAGAAAGAACAGCCUAAAGACAUGGUUAGAGAAGAACCACAUCCCUGUCACUGAAGAGGGAGAAUCACAAAGGACUAUCUGUGUGGCUCAGGUCCUGACUAUAGAGCCACCAUAUGGUCCGGAAAAUUGCAUCAGUUCUAAUGAGAUUAUUCUGUCCCGUGUUCAGGAUCUUAUUCAAGGACAUCUUACAGCUUCCCAAGAAGAUAACAGAAAUUGUGAAUGAGGUGAUUCAAAUAAGACUCCAUUUUUUCUUUCAUAAAAUGUUUUGAAU